Molecule: messenger RNA, 8267 nt
Organism: Hippocampus comes (tiger tail seahorse)
Lineage: Eukaryota; Metazoa; Chordata; Actinopteri; Syngnathiformes; Syngnathidae
Product: trichohyalin-like
Exons: 22
Coding region: 573-8012 (2479 amino acids)
Source: RefSeq, a predicted model, not a curated record
ACGGCGGUUCAAAAUCAUCGCUUAAAAAGGCCCCUUCUGAGGACGGCAGUUCAAAAUCAUCGCUUAAAAAGGCCCAUUCUGAGGACGGCAGUUCAAAAUCAUCGCUUAAAAGGGCCCAUUCUGAGGACCGCAGUUCAAAAUCAUCGCUUAAAAAGGCCCCUUCUGAGGACGGCAGUUCAAAAUCAUCGCUUAAAAGGGCCCAUUCUGAGGACCGCAGUUCAAAAUCAUCGCUUAAAAAGGCCCCUUCUGAGGACGGCAGUUCAAAAUCAUCGCUUAAAAGAGCCCAUUCUGAGGACCGCAGUUCAAAAUCAUCGCAGCAACAGGCACUCUGUCUCGACUCCGAUAAUUCCAUUUGCUCUAAAAGUCAGUCGGACACUAAGGAGAGUAAGGCUGCAAAAAGCCAAGUUGACUCUAAGCGUGACUCUUCUGGUAAAGGCAUCCUCACACCGAAGUUGAAUCAGUCCGCUGAUGAACAGAAGAAGAAGGAGAAUGGGGAGCUAAUCAAAAAAUCAAAAAUUCCGGGAGAGUUUUUGGACUCGGGCAAUUCUUCUUCUUCUGUCAUUCAUUCAGAGAUGGAUGUAAAAGGAGAGGAUGAUGAGACAGACUAUUCCAAGAGCCAAGAUGAAUCAGGACAUGAACCGGAUGAACCUGAUGGUAUUGAGGGUUCAGAAGCCAAACAUAAAGAGGAGGAAGAAGACUCGACUAAAACAGACUCAAGAGACAGCAGCGAGGAAACAGGGGAGAUGAUUCAGUCAGAAAAGUUCAAAAAGGCCCAUUCUCAAGAUCAAAAGAAAGAAUCAACACAGAAAAGGCUAUCUGGGAAGUUGGACUCUGCCAACUCUGACAGUUUUGUGGCGAUGGAUAGCAAAGGGAAGGAGGGGGAGGAGGAGACGGAGGAAACUAAGAGCCAAGAUGAAUCAGGGAACGAGUCCGUUGGCGAAGACGUCCACAGCUGUCCAGUGGAUAAGGUAAAUGAACACAUCCAGAGCAUUGCUGUUUCUCACUCAGGAGCUGAACAGUCCAAGAAACAAGAGAGGCCUGCCAAAACAACUGGGGACAAGACCCAUGUUUCAGACCUGAGCACUGAAUCAUCAAUGCAACGGUUUGUGGACUGCAGCGUUUGUGUGUGCCGUGACAGUAAGCACGUUAUGCAAGUCAAAGACGGGGUGGAUAAUUCGAAGAGCGAGGCUUCCAAGAGCAUGAAGGCUGCUGGGCACUCAGAAGCCAAACCAGACGAUGAGCCAAGUAAAACACCGACAGACUUUGCAGUGGCCAUCAGGGAUGGAGAUCCAGCAGAGGAGAUAACUGAGCUUGAAAUCCAGACUGAGGACCAGAGUCCCGAAUCACCACGGCAGGAGACUUCAGACCGGAUUUUGGACAUCAGUGAUUCAGUUUUUGAGACAGAGACCAGUAGUAAGAGCCUAGACGAAUCGGGGAACGACUCCUCUGUUGAAGAUGUCAACAGUGACAUAGUGGCUCAGGAGUUUCAGAACAGCCAGCGCAGUGAUACUGAUGUGCGCUCGCAAGGCAAACACAAAGAAGAGUUUCCCAAAGCUACUGCGGUAGCAAAAGAGCUAUUGUUGAGGGAAAAAAGGAUGCAUCCCCGCCAGGAGGAUUGGCCAGAGCACCUAUUGAGGGGGAAGCAAAAUAGAAUGAUUUUCUAUGAGAAACUGAGGACAGUUGAAGAGGAGGAGGCUGAGCGUUUUGAGAGGGAGAAGCAAAAGAGAAUAUUUCUGUAUGAGGAGAAACUUAGGAGAGAGGAAGCGGAGGAGGCAAAGCAAUUAUUGAGGGAGAAGGAGAAAAGAAUAAAGCUCCCACAGGAACUGCUGAAAAAGAAGGAAGAGGAGGCAAUGGAGCUGUUGGAAAGAGAGUUGGAGACAAAUUUACAUCUACGCAAGGAGAAGCUCUGUUUGGAUAUGGCUCAUUCAAAAAGGCCAAAAGAGAGUAGCACGCUCUUUUGCCAGAAGGAGCUGAAGAGAGAGGAAAGGGGGCCAAUGGGGCAGUUGAAAAGGGAAAACGAGAAGAUACUGUGUCAGCACCCGGACCAGAUAAGCGAAAAGGAGGAGAAGGAAAUGGAGCAAUUGAGGAAUGAGAAGGAGAUGCGAAUUAGGAGACAAAAGGAGGCGAUACGAAGAGAGGAAGAGAAGGAGGCACUGCAGUUAAUGAAGGACAAGGAGACAAGAAUACGGCGUCACCAGGAAGCACUAGAAAAGAAGGAAGAAGAGGAGAUGGCGCGACUAGAAAUUGAGAUGAAGAAAAGAACACAUCUCCACAAGGAGAAACUCCUUACGGAUUUCAAUCGCUUACAGAAUCAAAAAGAGUUAAGCACACACUUUGGCCAAGAGAUGAGAAACAAAGAGGAGGAAGCAGAGCAGGUAAAAUGGCAAAAGGAGAUGAAAAUGCAUCCCUGCCAGGAGGAAAACAUGAGGCAUGAUCACGAGAUAUGGAUUUGUCGACAAAAGGAGGAGCUGAUGAAAGAGGAAAAGGAGGAGGUGGCGCGAUUGAAGAGGGAGAAAGAGACAAGAAUCUGCAGACAAAGGGUAGAGCUGAGGAGAGAGGAAGAGGAAGAAGUGGAGCAAUUGAAGCGUGAGAAGGAAAUGAGACUUUAUGCCCGCCUGGAAGAACUCAGGAAAGGGGAGGAGGAGGAAGAGGAAUGGUUAAAGAAGGAAAUGGACAUGAGAAAAUGUUCCUUCCAGGAGAAGCUGAAUAGAGCACAAAGGGAGGCAGAGCAGUUAAUGAGGGAAAAGCAGAUGGAAAUGCAGUUCUGCCUCGAAGUGCUUAGGAAAGAGGAGGAGGAGGAAGCAGAGCAGCUGAGGAGGGAGAAGGAGAUAAGAAUAUGCCAACAAAAGGAGAAGUUCAUGAAAGAGGAACAGGAGCAGGUCGCACAAUUGAAGAAGGAGACUGAGAAAAAAAUUCGUCGCUGCCUCGACGAGCUGAGCAGGGUGGAAGAAGAGGAAGCAAGGCAAUUGAAGCGGGAGAAGGAGAUGAGAAUGCAGGUCUACCAGGAGAAGCUCCAGAGAGAGGAGGAGGACGAGGCACAGAUUUUGAAGAGGGAGAAGGGAGUUAGAUUCUCUGUAAGCCACGAGCAACAGUUGAGAGAAGAGGAGGAGGAGGAGGAAAAGUUGAAAGAGUACUUUGAAACUCGCAAUCGUCUCCUCGAAGAGGAGCUUCGCAGGGACAAAGAAAAGGCUGAGCAAAUGAAAAGGGAAAAGGCAAAGAUACACUUACAUCAACAAGAGGAACUAAAAAGACUUGAAGCGGAAAAAGAGCAAUUGGCCAGAGAGAAAUGGACACGACUGCACCAUGAGGAUCUGAGGAGAGAAGAAGAGGAGAAUGACCAGUUCAUGAGGGAAAAGAAUUUGAGAAAAUCUCUCCUAAUGGACCAACUUAGCAGAGAGGAAGAGGAGGAGGUCGCACGGCUAAGGAGGGGCAAAGAGAUGCGAAUGAGGCACUAUCAAGAGGUGCUGAUGAGAGAGGAAGAGGAUGAGUUAGAAUCUCUCAAGAGAAAACAAAAGACAAGAAUGUGUCUUCAUCAGGAGGAGCUUUUGAAAAGAGAGAAGGAGGCGAGAGCGUACCAGCGAAAGAAUGAGCUGAAGAGAGAGGAAGAGGAUGAGUUAGAAUCUCUCAAGAGAAAACAAAAGACAAGAAUGUGUCUUCAUCAGGAGGAGCUUUUGAAAAGAGAGAAGGAGGCGAGAGCGUACCAGCGAAAGAAUGAGCUGAAGAGAGAGGAAGAGGAUGAGUUAGAAUCUCUCAAGAGAAAACAAAAGACAAGAAUGUGUCUUCAUCAGGAGGAGCUUUUGAAAAGAGAGAAGGAGGCGAGAGCGUACCAGCGAAAGAAUGAGCUGAAGAGAGAGGAAGAGGAUGAGUUAGAAUCUCUCAAGAGAAAACAAAAGACAAGAAUGUGUCUUCAUCAGGAGGAGCUUUUGAAAAGAGAGAAGGAGGCGAGAGCGUACCAGCGAAAGAAUGAGCUGAAGAGAGAGGAAGAGGAUGAGUUAGAAUCUCUCAAGAGAAAACAAAAGACAAGAAUGUGUCUUCAUCAGGAGGAGCUUUUGAAAAGAGAGAAGGAGGCGAGAGCGUACCAGCGAAAGAAUGAGCUGAAGAGAGAGGAAGAGGAUGAGUUAGAAUCUCUCAAGAGAAAACAAAAGACAAGAAUGUGUCUUCAUCAGGAGGUGCUUAGAAGAGAAGAAGAAAAAGAAGUGGACCAGUUCGAGAGGGAAAGACAGAUAAGAAUGCAUUUAUGCCCAGAAGAUCUGAGAGGAGAAAAAGUGAAUGAGUUGGAGAAAUUAAGGAGGGAAAAGGCAAUGAGAACAACACAUCACCUCCAGAAGGGACCGCAGGAAGAGGAAAGGGAAAAUGCAGAGAGAAAAAAUCUUCAGUUUAGCCGCGAGGGGAAGGAGGCAGAGCGGUCAAAGGGGCAGAUGCAGCUCCACCUGGGGCAGCAGUGGAGGAAAGAGGAUAAGGCCGAACAAAUUCAGAGAGAGAAAGCGAAAUCAUGGCCUCGCAGGAAGGAGCACAGCACAAGGAAAGACGUGAAAGGGUUAUUUAGCAGGGAAACGGAGACACAAACAAUGCUGUGUGAAAAUGAACUGAGACGUGGCGAUGUGGAGGGAGAGCGCUUGAAGAGGAAGAGCAUGACAAUCUCAAACCUCCCAGAGUGGCUAAGAAAAGAGGAUGAGGCAGACAAAUUGAAGAGAGAGACAAAAUUGUGGCUUCGCCCGAAAGGGCAUGGCACAGAAGAAGAAGCAGGGGGGCAGUUUAUUAAGGACACGAGGAAAAAAAAGCUGCUUUAUGACGAGGAACCGAGAAGUGAGCAUCAGGGUGUAGUGGGCUUGAAGAGGGAGAUGAGAAUGUCGUUUCGAGAAGAGGUGCCAAGUAGAGAACAGGAUGAGUCAGAAAAAUGGAAUGCAGAGAAGACAAAAUCGUGGCCUCACAAGGAGCACAGCAUAAAGAAAGAAGCGAAAGGGCCGUUUGUGAGGGAAAUGGAGACACAAACGAUGGAUCAUGAAGAGCAACUGCAAAGUGAGGGUGAGGAGGUAGAUUGGUCAGAUCAGGAAAAGAUGAAAAUGUGGCAUCUCAAGGACGCGCUGAGAAGAGAAGAGGAUGAGGCAGAAAAUUCGGAGAGAGAGAUGACACAAUCAUGGCUCAGCCCGCAGUGUAGCACAGAGGAAGAAUCGCCAGGGCAGUUUAAGAGCGUAAUGGAGGCAAGACAAUCAUGGCCAAGCCAGGAGUGUAGCACAGAGGAAGAAGCGGAAGGGCAAUUUUCAAGGGGAAUGGAGGCAAGAAAAAUGCUCUUCGGAGAGGAGAGAGAGAUGACGCAAUCAUGGCCAAGCCAGGAGUGGAGCACAGAGGAAGAAGCGGAAGGGCCAUUUUCCAGGGUAAGGGAGGCAAGAAAAAUGCUCUAUGGACAGGAACUAAGAAGUGAUGAUAAGAUAGAAGGGUUCUUGAAGCGAGAGAGGAGAAUGUCUCUCGACCAGGAGGAGAUGAGGAGAGAACAGAAUGAGCUUGGAAAAUUGGAGGGAUGGAAGACAAAAUCAUGGCCUCGCAGGAAGGAGCACGGCAAAAGAGAAGAAGCAAAAGGGCUGUUCACGAGGGAACUGGACAUGCAAGCAAUUCUCACCAAAAAGGAACUGAAAAGUAAGGACGAUGAGGUAGACCGCUUAAAGGGGGAGAAGACCCUAACGUUGGUGCGCAAGGAGGAGCUGAGGAGAAAAGAGGAUGAGGCAGAAAAAUUGGAGCAAGAGAAGACAAAAGGCAAAGAGGAAAAGGUAAAAGGGCCGUUUAUAAGGCAAAUGGAGACACAAACAAUGCUCCGUAAAGAUCAACCGGGAAGAGAGGAUGAGCGGUUCAAGGCGCAGAGGCAGCUCCACCUGGAGGAGCUGAUGAGCAAAGAGCAGAGGGCAAAGCAAUUCGAGAGAGAGAAGGCGAAAUCAUGGCCUCGCAGGAAGGAGCAAAGCACAAAGAAAUACCUAACAGGACUAUUCAUGAGGGAAAUGGAGACACCAGCAAUGCUCCGGGACGAUAAACUGAGACGUGAGGAUGAGGACGGAGGCUGGUUGAGGCUGGGGAUGAGAACGUCGCUCAGCGAAGAUUUGAGGAGAGACGAGGAUGAGGCAUACGGUUUGGAGAGAGAGAGGACAAAAUCAUGGAUUUGCCAGAAGCCAUUAAGGAAAACGGAGUCCCAAAAAAUGCUCCAUGAAGAUGAAGUGAGGGAUGAGGAAGGGGACAUGUUGGGCUCCUCGGGAGAUGAUGAAUACACAAGAGAACGUCCCAGAGUGAAGGAUCGAACAUGUACCCAGCGGGAGGGCUCGAGGGGAAGGGCGGAGCAGCUACAAGGGGUCAUGUGGGAAAAGGAAAAACGUCUGCAACAGGAGCCAAGGAGUGAAGAUAACGACGAUGACGAAAAGGUGGAUUUUUUAAAAAGACAGAGAAGAAUUAGCCUUUUCGAUGAAGAACUGAGGAGAGAGGAAGAAGAGGAAGUGGAGCAGUUGCAAAGAGAAAGGGAUAAGAGGAUGCGCAAGUAUGAGGAGAAGCUCAGACGAGACGAAGAAAUUGAGGCAGACCGUUUAAAGAGGGCAAAGGAGCAGAGAAUACGUCGCCUCCAGGCAGAACUGAAGGUCGAGGAAGAGGAUGAGGCGGAGAGCUUAAAGAGGGACAAGGAGAAUCGAAUGAGGCUCCUCCGUGAGGAGAUGCAGAAAGAGGAAGAGGAGGAACGAUUCAAGUGGGAGAAUGAGAGAAGAACUCGGGUCCGCCAAGAAGAGCAGAGCAAGCAUGAAGGGGAGGAGCAGUUUAAGAAGGUUGAGGGGAAAAGAAAGAGUGUUUACUUCGAGAACCUGAGGAAAGAGGAAACGGAGAAGAGUGCACAGGAAACAACACGGAAGGGAAAAGACAAGACAAUCGGUCACCUCCAGGAGGAUCUUAUGCGAGAAGCCGAACUUCAGGUUCAGAGGGAUAAGGAAAGGAGAACACCGCAGAGCCAGGAAACGUCGAGGAAAGCGAAAGAUGAGGAGGUUGAGCGCUUCCAAAGGGAAAAGGGGAAGACAGUGCAUUACUCUCAAGAGGUAUUGAAACGAGCGGAAGAUGAGGAAGCAGAACAGUUGAAGACUGAAAAUGAAAAUCGAAUGGGUCGUCUCCAGGAUGAGCUAAAGAGAGAAACGGAGGAGUUGAUUGACAAAUUGAAGGCCGAGAAGCAGAAGAGAAUGCGGCUCCGACAAAUAGACAUCUGGGGAGAAGAGGAAGAGAGGAAACUGAAGACCGAGUACAAGGAAAGGCUCCGGGCUUUGCGGCAGUAUCUCCUGGUCAAGAGGAGAGAUGAGGAGACCCUGUUGAACAGAAUGUUUGAGGAGAAGGAGAGAUUAACAGAAUCAGCCUGGAUGGAGAGAAAUGACGAACAAUUUCAACUCAGGCAGGACCGGGAAGCUGCCAUAAGAGCGCUUUGCCUUGCGCUUGAAGAAGAACGGGAAGCCGAACAUGAUCGGCUGAAGACUCAAAGGAGGCAAUUCUUUGAGCGCCUCAAGGCGGAAUCAGAAGAGGAGCUCGAUACACUGCGAGCAAGACUCCAGAAAGGCAGGGAAGAGAAGGUGAAGUUUUCAACACCAGAGCAGGCACAUGAGAAGAGUUUUGAUCCGGGCUUCUACAACACUUUUUACACACUGAAUGGGGCAGUUCCGGACCCCAAAAAUGAGAUAUUUGGUGCUUUCAGACCACCUCCCCAGUGGAACAACACCACACAUUUCUCAGCGUACACACCGACUCUCGCAGCGCCUCGUCCCACGAAUACCACACCUACCUACACAGCCACGCAUCCCUCACUGAGUACUCCAGAGUCACUGCUCUGUCAUCCAAGAGCAACAGUGCCUGUGGACCCAUUCGUCACCACGUCCUUGGGAGAAACGUACCUAGCGAAUACUCCUAUUGGGUACUGUGAUCAGCUGAGCUUAAAUACAUUCAAUGAAAUCACGGUUUAUCGUUUCCAAAGACAAAAUGCCCAAUGGAGUCCUCCACUGCCCAUGUGAAUACAUUUGAUGCGUUCAAAAAUAAAGAGUUGAUGCAGUGUGUACAUUUUCAUCUACAAAACUCUGUUGCUGUAGAAUAUCAGUGUGAUGAGGCCACAAAUACCAAAUAAAUCCAGUUGCAACCUUGUUAGCACACCGUGGUCUACAUUUGGGAUAUUAAAGAUCCAUUCAUCAAGCUUAGUCAGGUCAUACAGUAUGUGACAUCAAAUAAAUUCUCGAAUAAAAAAAAAAAAAACAUGAUCCCUGUCAUGAAAC